GAGGAAGGCUCAUGUCCAUGUACUUAAUUAUUUAGGAGUUGGUGUGUUCAUUGUGAGCCAGUAGAAGGACUGAUCAGUUAGCAGGGCUUUAUCAAGUGUUCAUCCAAUAGCAUGAUUCAAUACUGUAGCCAUUUGGGCUCCAACUCAGCCACGAGAUCUCCGCACGCAUUUCAAGCUCUCCUUUGUGGUGAUGGCUGAAGAGAUCCCGACAGCUCCAGAGAAACAUGAGCAGAGCUGUGGAGAGUUUGCAUUGUACGUGACCCUGAAAAUACUUGGUGUCUUGAUCUCGCUGUACUUCUUCCUCUUUGCUCUGAGCUUGAUGGGGGGUUCCUUCGGCGCUCUUGGUGGAAAGGGUGCUGGUGAACUCUUCACGAUUACAGACAAUCCAAUUGCAGGUCUCAUGGUCGGGAUCUUGGCAACCGUUCUGGUUCAGUCAUCCUCUACCAGCACGAGCAUUGUGGUGGGUUUGGUGGGUGCUGAUGUUUUGACUCCGCGCCAAGCGAUCCCAAUCAUCAUGGGUGCCAAUAUCGGGACUUCUGUGACAAACACCAUUGUGUCAAUGGCUCAUUCUGGAGAUCGCCUGGAACUUGAGCGUGCUUUUUCUGGAGCCACCGUGCACGACAUGUUCAACAUGUUGAGUGUGUUGACCAUGCUGCCAUUGGAGAUCAUCAUAGCUGCCAUCUCAGGAGAGGGAGGUUUGCUUUAUUGGAUCUCCAGGGGAUUGACAGAAGCUAUGCUGGGAGAGCAAGAGGCCGACCUGACCUUCCCAUCUCCAACCAAGGAGAUUGUCAGCCCGCUUGUCAAAGCAGUCUUGUCAAAAGAUAAAAACGUGGUGAAGGCCCUGUCCUUUGGUGCACCUUCUUCUUAUACUAUGCCCUCAGGCACCGGCACUUACUAUUGCGUGAGCUCAGCCAUGAGCAAGGCUUGGAAGAAGGUUGCCGAAGAUGGCUAUGAGGCCUUGACAAGCUGCAGUGGCUUCAGUGACCAAUGUCCUGCUGGCAGCAGUUGCUACACUGAUGCAGGAGACUACUACACCAAUGAGAUCGCUGGUGGCAGGCUCAUUGGCAAGGGCUUCCUGAAAGGUGCAGGUGAUGUGGGCGGCGGCAUCAUUGGACUCAUCAUUUCGCUUCUUGUGAUGUGUGGAGCUUUGUAUGCCUUGGUACGGUUGUUGCAGAGCCUUGUGAUGGGCCAGGCGAAGAAGGUGAUAAUGAAGGGCACCAAGAUGAACGACUAUUUGGCAAUCUUGGUCGGCUUUUUGAUCACAAUCCUAGUGCAGUCGAGCUCGGUCACCACAUCUGCAUUGACUCCUCUUGUUGGCAUCGGAGUUCUACCAGUACACAAAAUGUUGCCCAUGACUCUUGGAGCUAACAUCGGCACAACUAUUACCUCUGUCCUUGCUGCAUUUGCCGUUAUGAAGUUUAACAGCAUUCAGAUUGCCUUUUGCCACCUGCUCUUCAACAUCAUUGGUAUUUGCGUUUGGUUUCCUGCCCCCAUCAUGCGCAGGGUGAUUGUCAAGGCUGCUUGCACUCUUGGCUUCUACGCCUCAUAUUGGCGUCUUGUACCCCUCAUUUACAUCCUGGUCAUGUUUGUGGCCGUACCAGGUUUGUCCUUGGCCAUUUCCUUGCUCUAUGGUGCCAGUGUAGCCGGAGGUAUUGUGUUGACCCUUUUGGCCUUGAGCGGAGUGGCAGGAUUUGUCUUCUGGUGGGUCCGCUUGGGCGGGUGCUACAAGGUUGUGAGCCAGGAGGAGCGAGAGGCAAGAAAGGCCGAGAUGGAGGAGGAGAUGGGCACCACUGAAACAAAGGUGGUCGCAGUGGUACCCAGUGAAGCAUGGAACCCUUGAAGGCCCUUUUUCAGCCUUGUGCCCUAGGCUGGGCGGUUAAUUAAUUCUGAAUUCCUGCAACUCCAACCUUGUUGCAGGCGACUCAAGUGGAUGUUUGGUUUUUCAAGGCCUAUGGCCAGCCAAGCUCUUGAUCUGGGCUAAGGCAUGCUGACAGACCUUUCGUGAUUUAUAGGUCAAUUCAAGAGUGGAACCGGCAAUGGGUUGCAACUUAUGCAGUAAACCGUUUAUUGCCGCCCCUGCAUUUUCUCUUGUGCUUUGCGCUGAGCGAAACGCAGCGCAAGAGCAUUCUUGACUUUUGCUGAGGGCUUUGGAGAAGUUCCGUUCAGCAGUCGAGCUUCACUGAAU
This is a messenger RNA of Durusdinium trenchii, 2185 nucleotides long. The record is from the annotation of a GenBank genome assembly. Lineage: Eukaryota; Dinophyceae; Suessiales; Symbiodiniaceae.